This is a messenger RNA of Hippoglossus stenolepis (Pacific halibut), 9658 nucleotides long. It is a transcript of the gene kif4, whose product is annotated as kinesin family member 4. The transcript is spliced from 31 exons. The record is from RefSeq and is a predicted model, not a curated record. Gene Ontology annotation, molecular function: ATP binding; microtubule motor activity; microtubule binding. The coding region runs from base 5275 to 9033 and encodes 1252 amino acids. Gene Ontology annotation, biological process: microtubule-based movement; mitotic spindle organization. NCBI's taxonomy places the organism in Eukaryota, Metazoa, Chordata, Actinopteri, Pleuronectiformes, Pleuronectidae.
GCACGCGCGCCCCUGACGCUCAUACGCGCGUAUGCGUGCAUGAGAAAGUAUGGGUAUACCCCGAAGUUAUGAAAGGCUUUAGGACCAGAAUGGCGUCCAUCUGGGCCUUUUUCUUUAGAUGUGUAUUCGCAUAAUUAGGGACGCUGUGAGGUGAUGCAUCCUGGAAGCAAGCAUCUCUGUAAAAGUGACUCACUCUAAGGUACUACAUCUUUAAUAGUUCAUGUUAGUAAUUUGUUAUGUGAGUGUUGUGCGGUCAGGGCAUCCUGACAUAUGUCACAAAUGUCCCAUGACCAAUUCUGGCUCUCUGAAUUGUUAUGCACUCCACACCUUGUCAUCACCCCUGCCUCAUGAUAAACAUCUAUUAACAUGUACAUUCAUCAGUAUAGAGAGGUGAACAUUGUCUAAAUGUCAGACAUGAUGAGUUGAAGAUGACCCUGCAGACUACUGAUUCUGUAAAAAAACACUGUCUGAUAGAGUUUCCCUCUAUCACCUGGGUGGGGGGAUGUAGGAGAUUUUGAACCCUGGAUGCUCGAGACUGAAAUUGAAAUCCAUUUAAAUUGUUGUUCCCCUCUCAUUCUUUUCAAAAAUACUUAGGCAAUAGGAAAUCUACACACUCAGUCUGCAUGGUCUGCACUUAAGUUGAACUUAAUUUGAAGCAAAGCAGAAGUGAAGAAACUGGUGAGACUAAAACCAGUGAUAUCCUUCUCCAAGCUUGAUCCCUUAGUAGUUGACGGUUUUGGUCAUUUUUAAUACAUUUGAUUUUACCUUUACAUACCACAUUGAAAAUGUUAAAACCAUGCCAAUCCCUGGUACUGUUUUUCUUUUCAGCACAACAUUGCCUAUCUGAGUGAACAAUUUCUUAUUAAUCAUACCUUUUUAUGUUUUUACACUGUGAAGGUUUGAACCUGUCAUGAUCUGAUCCUCAUCUAACCCUCUUGAAUUUUAAAACCUAUACAAAGCUUCACACUUUGACAAAAAAAGGUUUUGGCCAAUAGAGUUUACGAUGUCCAAAGAAUCAGACUUCCAACCUCUCAGAUUAAACAAUCUCAGAGGAAAAUAUUCCCUGCCGCUCACUGACCUCAGAGAAAACUAUGUGAAAGCUGAGAGUAGACUGUCAUAUUAGUAUCUGUGCUGUUUGCUUUAUGUGUCGUGUUGAUCCUCAUAACAGAACCAGAGCCAAUGAAACAGAUGACAAUGUCUGCAAUAUAGCGAUGCCAAAAAAGGGGCCUGUACUUACAUUAGACUUGCAAAUGUGCCCUCAGUGUCCUCUUGCUUUGCCUUCACUUGCUUUUCCUGUCAAGUUCAGAUUUAAAUUUUACAUUAAGUUAUUUUAGAAUGGAGUACUGAUUGUAUUGUUGACUUCAGAUGUUUGUCUGGUGAAAGGUCAUCUUUGGCAAACUAAAGUACAUAUUAAGCUAAAUAUAAAAGGCGUGUAUAUAAGUUCUGAUGUGUGUGAUGUGCAAAAAUACUGAAAUUCACUCUAAUUAUAUUGAAGAACUUUAUCUACAUUAUUGUGCAUAUAUUUACAUUUUAUUUUAUGGCUUUUUUAUAUCUGUAUAUUCCCCUUGUAAAUCUUUAUAACAGGUACGAUUUGAUAUGAGGAUGACACUUUCAAAAUGUCAUUGCGCUAGCUUGCACAGUGACAAUAUAGUUAUUGAAUUUUGAAUCUUAAAGACUUUCUACUUAAUUAAAAUGUUUUUCUACAUAGAUUAACUUUAUUUUGAUCUAAUAGUACAUAUUCAGGGGUUAAUGUGAAGCACAGAAUGUUUUAGCUCACUAGAGCCAAAUUAACUGUGAUGUACAUGUGGCUCAGAGCAGCUGAGCAGAGUGUUUUCUCUUCAAAACACCAUUCAUGUGACCACUGGAUUUUGGGCGUAGGUGAUGUCACUGCAAUGCAAUCCAUCCAGAUUAUCUUUUAAAACUACAGCAGGGACGCUGGCAGGGUGAGUUACUGCCUGUUCCAGCUACAGCAUAAACUGCCGUUCAAGGUCAGCGUGGCUUUAAGUGAAGUGAAAAGGCUGAGCUGCAGAGUUUUAAUCUUCCUAUUCAAGAGGAAUUCUGACAUGCACAAUCAUCACCCGGUGAAUAUGUAUAUGGAGAGAAUGGACUGGUUUGUUCCAUUCGUUCCCCCUCUGUUUCUAUUCCUGGGAGCAGGAACAAUCUAGCAUGUUGUUAUUAAGCCUUGUAGUGGAAUUUCCCCACAGCCGCAGGACCCGCUCACUCCGGAGAUAUCAUGUGCAAAAGUCGACAGUUGACAGCGAGUAGGCCGUCUUAAUUAUAACUCAAGUCCACGGAAAGUUUACUUAAAACCUUGCAGGGUCUUCCAAAAGUCAGAAAACACAGAAUAACAUUGUAUGUUUGGAUUUGCUUUGCUCAGUGACUCAGUGAUAACUUCUCUCCAACUGAGAUUUCUACAUAUUAAAACAAGCACUUACAGUUGGCCAAUCUCCUGUUGUUACACAAAAUCUCUCGCCCUGUUUAAGAUAAAGGAAAUCGUAUCUCUCCUUUUUUUUAUUCAUGGUUAUUAUCUUUAUGGGUUCAACUGCCCAGUAAGAUGAUAAAUAAUCAAUAUGAUAGGCUGGUUAACACAUUAAAUACCUCUGGACGUGUACUCUGAAAAAGAUUGUAGGAGGUCAGCAGCACCUUCCACAGGUGUGGAGGCUGAGUCACACAUCUGUGUCACAGUGGAUAAACUCCAUCAAUGUUGUUGCAGUUCCCAGGGGUCAUAGGGCAGUUAAAGGUCGCGGCUCGCACAGGACCAUAUUUAUAACCAAGCUGUUGGUGCUAAUAAAAUCCCCAGAUGGAUUUGCAAAACAAGAUUUGGUUACAGGAAAAUAUGUGUGCUCAAUUGUGCAAAUGAAGGAAUUAAUGGAAAUGUUAAUGCAUCUCAUGAAUGCAAAUGUAAUUUUGUGCACCCUCUGACAAUACUGCCUCAUUCUCUUCCCUCUCUGUCUGGACUCAGCUGUUUCCCCCUCUGACUCCCAUUGUAAUGACAUUUUGUCUCCUCCAUCAGAGUCACUCCCUAUUUUAUCGCAGGCUGAAAACUCAUCUCAUAAAGAAGGAUGACAUGUCACCCACUCAGCUUCUCCUCUCCCUCUAUAUGCACUUAUAUGGAGUGAAACAAAAAUCCCCCCUGAGCUUUUUAUUUCUUAAGUGGCACGUCUAUCUUUCAGAAAUAUUGAGUCACAUACUGUUCUGACAGUGACUCUUCUCUCUGCCUCACACCGGUCCUGUGGUUGUUUUGUAGGUUUUGGUGACCUAGGAAUCGAUGUACUUUCUCAUGUGGUCGUCAUUGUCAGUAAAUGAGGGGAUGAAAUGUCAAGUUUUAAGUUUUAACAGUGAUUCACCUUCACGCCUCGCUCUGUCAUUAUUAUUAAAGUGUGACAAUCUUAGGUUAGAGAGCGCAGCUUUUAAAUCACCAUUGGGAAUUUAGUGAGAUAUAUUAUGCCUGUAAUAUCUGUUCAUUCACGAGUCAUUUAUGCAUGAAACAGUAAAUGUUCUGUGUUUUAUAUAGCACUUCUCUAGUUUUAAUGACCAUUCAACGUGCUUUACAGUAAAUUUAGCUAUUUAUCCAUUCACAGUGAAUCUAUGUGCAGCACCCACUCCAUUACUCAGCCCUCACACACUGUCAGCACAGUCGUCAGGGGCAAUUUUGCGGCACUGUGUCUUGCCCAAGGACACUUCAGCAGGAGAAAUGGUUAGUGGAAAACCUGCUCUAUCUCAGCACAUUAGGUCAAGGAUUUGAACACGGAAUCAAUUACAGACUGCUUGAUGCGGUGAUACAGUUAGAUUGAACAAAAACUGAAAUUUGUUUCAUUGCAAAUGUAUCCAGAAUCUUGAAUGCAUCACUUGAGCAAUAUGAAAUGAAGUGAACGAUUUUUUUUCACUGUGUAGAAGGCACAAGCUCAGAGAAGACAGAUGGAAAAAAAGGAACGAAAAGCUGAAUUAGCAGCAGUAAGGCAUACUGUAUUGAAUAGAGCUUCCUUUCAUUGCAGAAGUCUAAGACACUAGACACAGGACUAUUGUUUGUUUGUUUAGCUUUAUCUCAAUCAGGUCAGUAUAAACAUUUUAAUAAAUAAAUGAGAAAAUACAGAACAAAAAAAUGUAAUUACAAUCAUCACUCUUUACAUGUCCACAGGGAUUAAAAACAUAGACCUUUUGUUUCCAAUCAACAAGAUGACUACCUUUGUCUCACUAAAGGUCCCUGUGAUCACAUGUUUUAAUCAAAUUAACCUAUGCAUAAAAUUCCUCAGCAGAGUAUAAAAGAUUGAUGGCCACAUUCAUGUGACUUGCACUUAUCCAUCUCGGAAGCUGUAGCUAAUUUCUGAAUGCACCGUUAUAUCCCACCUGCAUGAAGACCUUUUCAGUUUUGCAGGACUACAGCUGCACCACAGAUGGGCUGUGAAAAGUGGAGUACAGCAGGCUCUAAAAAGUGCUCUUUAAACAUCAUCUGUACACAGAGAAUUCAGGUGCCAACAUGCUGGCUUGUGCAUACAGUUUACAGCACUCACUAUCAUCACCACAUAAAUCGUUCCUAGUGAUGUGACCCAGAUAUCUUACUUUGUUGACUACAUUUAGGAACUGCAUGGUCUCUAGCACAAGAAUGACAAGCAGAAUAAUUCUCUCAGACUUUAAGAUAAACAGAGAAAGAUAGAGAGUGAUUGCAUUAAUACCAUCUUAUAAUCAUUGACAGAGCAGCUGACUUGCACACACGAGAGUCUUGGUGUAUUCAUUUCCCAUUCAUCACUAUUUGUACAUAUUGUCUGUUGCUUAUUUUUUGCACAAUUCUUAAUCUAUCAUUCUUUGUAUGUGUUAUUUAUUGUUAAGUUGUUUGUAAUAUCCUUAACUCAAUAUACGCUGUAUGAUCUUUUACUAGAGCAAUGCUCAACAGACUCAAAUUCCCUGUAUGUGCACAAACAUAAAGCUCAUAAUGCAUCCUUUGUCAAUGCUGUACUUUUCUAUUCUUCCUGUGGGGGUCAGUAAAGCGGCGCAGGUGCCAUAAAGCACGCGUAGAAGAAGGCUGCGCGGGGAGGAGCCGGGUGUUUGAAAGUGGCGGGCAGUAACAACACUCAUCUCACAGACGACGUCGGCCUCAACAACACAGGCCAAGAACAACGUUUACAACAAGUCAACACUCAGAGGAAACGUUUCACAGAGGCGCGCGGAUAUCCAUGUCCUCUUCUGUCGACCACAGCCUCCGGGUGCAAGUUCGGUGACACACGUUUCGUGCUGUUGGAGGAGACGUGGAAAGGAUAUUUACUGGAAUCUCUCAUCAUGACAAAUGAGGAGGGGAAGGUGAUCCCAGUGCGGGUUGCUUUGCGAUGCCGUCCGUUGGUACCGAAAGAAAUCAAUGAAGGAUGUCAGUGCUGUCUCACUUAUGUGCCUGACGAGCCCCAGAUAAUUGUCGGCACAGAGAAGGCGUUCACCUAUGAUUAUGUGUUCGAUCCCAAUGCUGAGCAAGAAGAAGUCUACAGUACGGCUGUGUCCCCCUUAUUGUCUGGGCUUUUCAAAGGCUACCAUGCCACGGUUCUUGCUUACGGACAAACGGGAUCAGGAAAGACCUUCUCCAUGGGAGGAACAUACACAUCAGCUCAGGAGAAUGAUUCUUCAGUUGGAGUUAUCCCAAGAGUUAUCCAGAGAAUAUUUCAGGAAAGUGAGAAACGGAAAGACAGUGAUUUCUCUCUGGCAGUAUCUUACCUGGAGAUCUAUAAUGAAGAUAUAUUGGACUUGCUAUCUUCAUCUAAAGAUAAACCUUCCAUCAGCAUUCGGGAAGAUCCCAAAGAUGGCAUUAAGAUUGUGGGCUUAACUGAGAGGAAGGUGUUCACUGCCCAGGAGAUGGUGGGCUGUCUAGAGGUGGGAAACUCUGCUCGCACUGUCGGCUCAACAGCUAUGAAUGCUGCUUCUUCACGCUCACAUGCCAUCUUCACCAUCACACUGGAGCAGCGCAGAGGGACAGACAAAGUCGACUCAAUGGUUUCAAAGUUGCACCUUGUGGAUUUAGCUGGUUCAGAGCGACAAAAGAAAACCAAAGCAGAGGGCGAUCGUUUAAAAGAAGGCAUCAGCAUCAAUCGCGGCCUUUUGUCUUUGGGUAAUGUCAUCAGUGCGUUGGGAGAUGAAAGCAAGAAAAACUCCUUUGUUCCUUACAGAGACUCCAAACUCACCCGCCUGCUACAAAACUCUCUAGGAGGCAAUAGCCACACUUUGAUGAUUGCAUGCAUCAGUCCCGCAGACUCAAACAUGGAGGAGACCAUCAACACCCUGCGAUACGCGGACAGAGCUCGCAAAAUUAAAAACAAACCAAUUGUCAAUGUUGACCCCAGAUCUGCAGAAAUGGGCCGUUUGAAACAACAGGUUCAGGAGCUGCAGGUGAUGCUCCUGCAUGCCCGUGGAGGGGUAGCUCCGGUGCUCUCUGGGUCAGAUUCAUCGGAGAAUGUUACCAAGCUGGUGGAAAGGAACCGCGCUCUGCAGGGCGAGAACAUGAAGCUGAGCAGAGAACUGAGUGAGGCAGCUGGACAGACCGCCUUCAUGUUUGAAAAGAUCAUUAUGACGGAACACGCAAAUGAGGUACUGCAAAGCAAACUGGAACAACUGCGGCACCAUGCAGCAUGUACAGUGGAUCUUGAGAAAUUGUUGGAGACGCUGGAUGACCAGGAAUUGAAGGAAAAUGUUGAGGUGAUGAGGAAUCUGCAAGAAGUCAUCUUAGAGCUCAAGAAUGAGAGCGCAGGCAUCACUGCCUCCAUCGAAGCUAUGGCUGCAGGAGAGGACGUACCUGAGAUGUCUGCGAAUGGAAGUAAUAAUGCUGCAGAAGACAACCAAUCAGAUGCCGCCGGUGGUAAGGACUCCCCGGAGGCCUUUGCAACCCAUCAUGCAUUGCGGCAGGCCCAGCUCUCCAAGGAACUGAUCGAGCUGAACAAAGUGUUGAGUUUGAAGGAAGCUUUUGUGAAGAAAAUGUGCCAGAAUGACAGCCAGCUUGAGCCGAUGCAGUCAGAGCACCAGAAAAACGUGAUGUCUCUACAGUCGUCAGUGGAAUCUCUGCAGAAGGAGAAAGAGGAUCUUGUGUUGGCUCUUCAGUCUGCAAAGAAAGACACUAACCAGGCCAAGCUUAGUGAGCAGCGGAGGAAGAGGCUGCAGGAGCUCGAGGGUCAGCUCACAGACAUGAAGAAGAAGCUUCUUGAUCAGUCUAAAAUGAUAAAAAUCAAAGAAUCCUCAGUUCAGAAAGUUGGCAAACUCAUGCACGAGAUACAGUCCAUGAAGACGCAGCGUACGCAGCUGAUGAGACAGAUGAGGGAGGACUCUGACAAAUUCAGACAAUGGAAGAGCAAGAAGGACAGAGAGGUGCUGCAGCUGAAGGAGAAGGAUCGUAAGCGCCAGUACGAGAUGCUGAAACUCGAGCGGGAUUUCCAGAAACAGGCCAAUAUUCUGCGUCGUAAAACUGAAGAGGCUGCAGCUGCAAACAAACGGCUGAAAGAUGCUCUACAGAAGAGAAGUGAGGUGGUAGACAAACGGAAAGAUGCUCAGAACAGAGGAAUAGAGGGAGCUGCUGCAAGAGUUAAGACUUGGCUUCUCAAUGAAGUGGAGGUGAUGGUCAGUACAGAAGAGGCCCGGCGCCACCUCACUGACCUGCUGGACGACAGAAAAGUGUUGGCUCAGGAGAUCAACCAUCUAAAACAGCAGCUCGAUGCCGGGGAGAGACCUGCUACCAAAAUAAGGCGCCGGACCCUGAUCAUCUCUGAGCUGGAGAGCCACGGGGCGCUGGAAACGCCUCUGACCAAACAGGUGGAGAACCUGCAGACAGAAAUGGCUCUCAGGAACGCCCAGAUCGCUGACCUCCAGCAGAAACUUCUUCUCGCAGACAGCGAGGGGCGUUUGAAACAGCGGAUCGACGCCAUCACAAGCAUCGUGGAAGCCAAGUGUGCCCUUAAAGUCUUGAUGUCUGAGCUGGUGUCUGCUAAAACAGCCAGUUCCAAGCUGGAGAGUGAAGUCAAACAGGAAAAAGGAAACUCACAAGAUAUAAGGAAGAUGCUCGCUGAUGAGAGAAAUGUGAUGUCAACCAUGGACAUGGAGCAUCAGCAGCAGUUGGUUGAACUGGAGCAGGAACAUCAAGAGAAGGUGCUUUACCUUCUUAACCAGCUACAGAGCAAACCCAUAUGUAGUGAGUUGGACACAACAAAGCCGACAGAUGAGGAGAGUUCAAAGGAGAAGGAGCUUCUCGAGCGCCUCAAAGUUCAGGAAGAAGAGCUUGAAAAGCUGCAGGAAUUAAGCGAGCAGAACCAGAAACUGCUGGAGCAGAACGAGCAAUACAGACAGAAACUCUCAUUGCUUCACCUGGCAAGUGGGAAAAAGAUCCUUGUGCCUACGAUAAACAACGAAAAGAGCCCAGAUGACUCGUUUGAGUACGUUCCUCCAAAGCCUAAAGUGAAGCGCUUCACCACAGCAAAAGCACCGCUGAACAUGGCCAUCAGCGUUGAAGAGCUGAUGUCUGAGAAUGAGAGCGAGAAGGAGGAGGAGGAGGAGGAGUGGCGCCCUGAGAAACCCGAGAAGGGACGCAGGGCCUCAAAAAAACCGAAGGCUACUGGGUGUGCGUGUAAAGGUCGCUGCAGUAACAAACAGUGCAGAUGUCGCAAAGGAAAGAUGACGUGUGGGGAAAACUGCCAGUGUGAUCAUGAGAAAUGCCGAAAUAUGGACAACCAGGGGCCUUCUGAGGAUGCUGGGCCGACAGAAAAUGCUUCCAGGGACUCUGAAUCUCUUCAAGAACCGACAACUGCCAGCCCUGAUAACACCACCUUCUUCAAGCCGCCAUCUUGUACUCCCACAAAGAAGGUGCUAAAAGAGAUUGUUAGCAUGGGGCAUACCGCUUCAGACCUGAAGCUGCUCAGGAAACCCAUCUUGCCAGAGGAAGAGGAGGAGGAAGAGGAGGAGGAUGCAGGGGAGGACAGAACAACAGUCAGUUUCCUCAAGAAGAAGAAAAGACUCCUGACGAGUUUUCAGAACAGUUUUUUCUCUGGAUGCACGCCAAUCAGAGAGGAGUCUUAAUUGGGACGGUGCCGCGGGGCUUUCGACGUUAGGUGUCCGUAUGUAUGUGUUCGGUUUAAUGUCUUUUUUAUGUGUUGUCGUAACUUGAAAGUAGCUGUUAACUGUAAAACACUUUGUUAACAUGAGGACUGUGAAUAGCUUUGAUUAGUUUAUUGAAAUACACAAUGAGAUGAUAAAGAAGCCUGUAUGAAACUUUUAGUUGAAUGUAUUACAUCAUAUUUCACCCAUAGUGUAGAAAUGAAUCUACUUUUCUAAUGCAUUAAUUCAAUAGAUCUUUAAUCUACAGUCACAUUUUUAAUGAGCACCAUUCCACACAAUGUAGCUCAACAUCCUGGAGAGCAACUUGUUUUUAACUGUUCGUGUAGUAUCGGAGCGGAAUAAAGAUUUACAGUUAAAUCUUGUUUUUAAAAAACAUUGUUUUUCAUUUUGUCUCCAAGUGUACCAAUGUUUAUUAUCGUAGCAUCGUAAACUGAUGGAAAAUAGUUUCAUUAAUGAUUAAUGUUUUUACUUUUGAUAUUGCUGAGUUUAACUGAGCAGUUUGAGCUCUGAGUAUUUCAAAUGUAGCACACGUUUCUUUCAAAUCCCCCAAACGUUCAUAAAAGCAAAAUAAACAGCCAUUGAUGAA